UUGCCUCAUUCGCCUGGCUGAACUUGCCAGCAUGCCAGGCCAGCCAGCCAGCCCGUCUCUCCCGGAGCCUGCCUUCGUUCCGAGAUUUGGCUGUGGCCCGGCCAUCCAUCCAUCCGAGGACCCAGCCGGUUCGCUCUUUGAAUCAGCCAGCUCAGUUGGUUCCGAUCAACGCGUGGAGUCGGUUGCGUUUUGUUUUUUCGGGUUUUUCUUUUCGAAUUUUCCGUUGCAGAUGCAUUUGCUUAGUGUGGGAUCAGGAAAGGAAGUGCCGUGUGUUUGGAAUCGAAAUAAAUCUGCAUUUUCGUGAUCCGGUCGCGUGAACCUUUGUUGUUUGUGUGGCGUUUGUUUGCCAGCUUCCUGGAACAUAUUAAACUAACAACAACGGUGCGGUAGCAGAAUAUGUAAAUCGGCGGAAUACGAUUGAAGCACCGUCUAUGCAAAUCAUACCAGUGACAGUGAAUAGAUGAUGUUGUUGGGUCCGUGAAAUGUUAGCCCCCGAAAGUGACCCUUCCCUCAGGCAACAAAUACAUACUGGAUGCAGCAUUGUGUAUCAGUUAAUAAAUGUUUGGUUAAUAUCCUGGAUUAAUGAAGCCAAGGCGUAAAAGAUGAACGUUCGACGAUGUUGGAUCUUUUUACUGUACAUUGUAUCUGCUGAUUUGGUUUUAGCGCGAAUUCGUAACAUUCGCAACAUCUACCAACAGAAAUGUGCAGCUAGAUUGGAAUCUGCCCUGGACACCACUCUGAGACGGAGCCAGCAACGAUCGGGAUUUGGUACUUUGAUAGAUUUUUCCGAUAGCGCACCACAAAAACAGGCCCUGUUCAACAGGUCCCCGUACAACAACUACGAAGAUGACAUCCAACAGAUUGUGUCCGAGUACAAACAGAAGUACAAAGGGUCUCCGAAACCUUCUAGCACUGCUGCCUCCAAUGCAUUCUUCCCACCCUCGGGAUUGACAGCUACGUCACAGGUUGAGGUGACCAAUUUGAAGGUGCGGAUACCGCACAACCAUCACUGGGUCAUGGUUGAUCGGUGUCAAUACGUUGAACACAAUCGUACCUUGGAUACGAAGUUGGGCUUCCCGGAUCUGCAGAUCAGUGGACGCGUGAUCAUGCAUCCAUCGGGAGGUCGCUGUGAUAUGAUCCUGCGACUGAGACAUGCUGGGAUAGAAUUUCGAACGAUUCCUCUUCUGCGAACGGGAUUCGGUGAAAGAAGUCGGCAAGCCAAUGUUAGAACCGAUUCGCACUUCUCCGAGCCAGGGUUCAUUUCGGUAUUCGCUCACAGCUGCGAAGGUCCAACUGGGAUCAAGUAUCGAAUCAAUUCAAAACGUCGCCACUUCCUGAACCGUCAACCAACUGCCGGUUACGAUGGAUUCUACAAUCGCGACUAUGCCAACGAAUAUCAACGAAACAUGGAACACAAACGAUCUCUUCGCUUCGUAGACGACGACAACGAUGACGAUCUGAUCAACGAUUAUACAUCCGAUGACAUCUUCAAACUCAACGACGAUGAUUCGUUGUUUAUGUCGCCGUCAACUUUCGUGGAUGUGGCUGGAGAUUACGAUGGGCCAGCUGACACCAAUAGCCGAACGUUGUUCGGAAGUGGCCCGGCUACUGGGACCGGAACUGGCUCUGGAAGUGGACCACAUGGUGGUGGUGGCUACGGUGGCACUGACAGAAUUCCUUUUGCCUACAACGCCUAUGCGGGCAAUGGCGCCGGAUGGCAAACGGUUGAAACCAACGAGGCCCUGGACGAUGCCUACGCCAACGAGAUCGAUGGCCUUUUCUCCAAAGGUGUCCGAGGGCUGCUCACGACCUACAUGCAGAAGGCACUGCAGCCGGCGAUCAAGGAAACGCUGAUGGAAAGCAUGGGAUACACUCUUUCGUAUGGAUGACUUUGAGCAGAGAGUAGACGUGAUAGGUUUAGAGAGUAAAUUAUAAUUUAGAGUA
Molecule: messenger RNA, 1944 nt
Organism: Uranotaenia lowii
Lineage: Eukaryota; Metazoa; Arthropoda; Insecta; Diptera; Culicidae
Exons: 3
Coding region: 603-1889 (428 amino acids)
Source: RefSeq, a predicted model, not a curated record